Molecule: messenger RNA, 3263 nt
Organism: Thalassophryne amazonica
Lineage: Eukaryota; Metazoa; Chordata; Actinopteri; Batrachoidiformes; Batrachoididae
Product: protein-tyrosine kinase 2-beta-like
Biological process (GO): signal complex assembly; protein phosphorylation
Cellular component (GO): focal adhesion; cytoskeleton
Molecular function (GO): protein tyrosine kinase activity; ATP binding
Source: RefSeq, a predicted model, not a curated record
UUUUGUAGCCGUCACGAUCGGGGGGAUGAAAUGGUUAUGAAGGUGCCGAUCCAACCGUGAAAAUGUAUGAGGUGAUGCUUGGUGACACCCUGUCCUGGAAGGUGCCCAGUCCAAAACCGAGUGGUUCUGAGUCCAGCCCUGAUUCUCAUGUCUCUGGGGAACAAGGACCUGUCAAGAUCCUCAAAGUGUGCUUCUGCACAAACAGCACCCUGGGCAGGAACUUCAAGCUGGUCAAAUGUGACAGCUCCUGGCAAGUUAGGGCAAUCAUCAGCUCAAUUCUGAUCAGUGGCCGACUUGGGCCCAACAUUCAGCACAUGGGAUGCUACGGUCUUCUCCUGAAGCACCUAAAGUCAGAAGAACUUCAUUGGUUGCACCCAGAUCUGACGGUCGGGGAGGUGGAGCAACGGUACGAGAGCAACCACGUGGAAGCUGAGUGGAGGUAUGACCUUCGUAUCAGAUACAUUCCUGUCAAUUUCAUGGAGAAAUUCAAAGACGACAGGUCUACGCUUCUGUAUUUUUACCAACAGGUACGUAGUGACUACAUGCAGUAUCACGCUAGUACGGUUAGCGACGGCAUGGCCCUGCAGCUCGGGUGUUUGGAAAUCAGGAGGUUCUAUAAAGAUAUGAACGCAAAGGGUCUAGAAAAGAAGUCCAACUUUGAGUUGUUAGAAAAAGAAGUGGGCCUGGACCUUUUCUUUCCCAAGCAUCUGAUUGUCAGCAUGAAGCCAAAGCAUCUACGGAAGCUGAUCCAGCAAACGUUUCAACAGUACGCCACGCUCAAGGAGGACCAGUGUAUGAUCAAAUUUUUUGAAACUCUCAGAGAUUUUGUUAGCUACGAUGAGGAGGUCUUCCCAUGUGAACUUGUGCAAGGGUGGAGCCUGUCAGUGGAACUAGUCAUCGGUGGGAGGGGCAUUCGCCAACGCACCCAGAAGAAUGCCGCGGCCGUCGUUUUAGCUGACUUCAAGCAUAUCAAGAAAAUACAAAGCUUAUCUCAGAGUGAUGGCAAGGCGCUCCUAACCUUAGCCAUAGAGGGGGCCAAACAUGAUCUGUCCAUCAAUGUGGCCACGCUACCAAUGGCCGAGAACAUGAUCGAUCUCAUCGAUGGGUAUUGCCGCUUGGAAACCGGCACAGAUGAGUCUGUUAUUUACCGCCCAAAUAAAGAUGCCAACACCAGAAAUUCUCUCCCCGAGAUUCCCACAGAGAGAGAAAACACCUCGUUCAGAUACAGUAUGGGGUCUGAUAUCUACUGUGAGAUUCUUGAUGAAAGGCCCAGAUCAGUUGUAAAGUACGGGAUCGACCGAAAUGACAUUGUCCUUGGCCGAAUUCUUGGCGAGGGUUUUUUUGGAGAGGUCUACGAUGGAAUUUACAAGCAUCCAAAUGGUGACAGGGUUAGUGUGGCGGUGAAGACCUGCAAAGACUGUUCGCCUGAUGUGAUGGAGAAGUUCAUGAGCGAAGCAGUAAUUAUGAAGAACCUCAACCAUCCGCACAUUGUCAAACUGAUUGGAAUAAUCGAGGAGAAUCCCGUUUGGAUCGUGAUGGAGCUUUACCAGUACGGCGAGCUUGGGGAGUAUCUCACACAGAACCAAGACAAGCUGACCAACACCACGCUGGUGCUGUUCAGCCUGCAGAUCUGCAAAGCCCUUGUCUACCUCGUAGGGGUCAACAUGGUUCACAGAGACAUUGCGGUUCGUAAUGUGUUAGUCGCCAGUCCAGACUGUGUGAAGCUGGGCGACUUUGGUUUGUCCAGAUACAUCGAAGAAGAAGAAUACUACAAAGCGUCUGUUACUCGACUGCCAAUCAAAUGGAUGGCCCCGGAAUCCAUCAACUUUAGACGCUUCACCACAGCUAGUGACGUCUGGAUGUUUGGUGAGUGUGUUUGGGAGAUCAUGAGUCGUGGACAGCAGCUUUUCUGGUUGGAGAACAGAGACGUCAUCAACCAAUUAGAGCAAGGCAUCAGACUGCCGAAACCGGACAACUGCCCUCCUGCCCUCUACUCGCUCAUGACCCGCUGCUGGUCCUAUGAUCCUAGAGAGAGACCCAACUUCACGGAGCUGGUGGUCAAGAUCAGCGAUGUCCACAAAAUGGAAAAAGAACAGGAAGAAGAGAGACACCGGGACAAACUACGCUCCACAAAGUUUUUGGACCCCAAGUUGAGUUUCAACGAGCCUCCUCCAAAGCCUACAAGAUCGAAACCAGGAAUUGGGAACACGCUCAGCAUUGGUCUACAUAUUCAGGUACAACGAGGCUUGUGUGCAAGCUCUCCCGACCUGGCCAGCCCGUGUGAAUAUCAGUCCCCUGUUGACUCCAUGAACACCCUGACAUUGCCGUUAGAUCGCCUCGGCGCCGCAGCAAUGGGGGAGAGCGAAUUUCCUCGCCUGGAGCCGAGCAGUAAGGAAGACGCCCAGCGCUUGUGGCAGAAAGAGAGGCAUCGCAUGCAGGACACGCUCCGCCGGCAGAAGGAGCAGAUGGCGCAAGAUAAAAAGUGGCUGGAGAAGAAGGAGAGACUCCUGGACCCCAUGGGACCAGAGGACACACCGACUCCAGUGUCCCUUGAACCUGAGGAUGAAAAUGUACCACCAGAGAAACCCCCACGGCUCACAGCAAAGCCUGCACCAACGGCUGAGUUGGACCGUUCUGAUGACAAAGUGUAUCACUCCGUCAUGAACCUGUCAAAGUUGUUGUCCAAGCUCAAGAAUGACAUCGCCGAAGUACAGGCGGAACAAUACAUUACUCCUGUCAAGUCCGUGGGAAUGGCUUUACGAGAUCUGAUUCACAAUGUGGACGACAUACUGCCGUCCUUACAUGAGUCCGUCAGGACGGAGAUCGAGGGCACCCAGAAACUGCUGAAUAAUGACAUGGCGGAGCUGAUCAGCAAAAUGCGCCUGGCUCAGCAGAAUGCCAUCACCUCUUUGAAGGAGGAGUGUAAGAAACAGAUGCUGGCUGCAGCUCACACGCUGGCUAUGGACGGCAAGAACAUGCUGGACGCUGUGGACCAAGCAAGAGUCAGGGCCAACAUAGCCAAGCCCGUGGACUAGAAACGCUCCUGGAACUUCGGGUUUUUCACGUCAAUCAGACGUGACAUUUCCUCAUAUGUUAAGUUGCAAUUUAUGUGUAGAGCCAAAAUGCUGUUCCUGUAAAUGUGUUUUGUUAAAUUUAAAUACAAAUGUGUGAACAAGACCAAUCUGAGGGGAAAAUGUGAUUGAUGCCAAGAGUGUGAUUGAUUGGUGAGUUAUUAUCUGCUUAUAAAAUGAAUUAUUAUUGUA